UCCUCUGAUGUGUUUUCUGUCAUCUGCUAAAUUUCCCUAUGAAAGAUGAGUCGCAUAUUUACUGAAGUUUUGAAGUCAUUUUCAGGAGUAACUAAAUGUCAACACUUGAAGAUACAGUAUGUGGGAUGCGCGAAGCGGUAUGCGUCAUCGAGUGCAGCCAAACGUACAUGUCUGUAUGACUUCCAUUGUAAAAAUGGUGCAAAGAUGGUACCAUUUGGGGGAUGGGAGAUGCCUGUCAUGUAUGCACAACAAGGGGUAACAACUUCACACUUGCAUGUUCGAUCAGAAGUAGGACUCUUUGAUGUCUCCCACAUGUUACAAACAAAAUUUACCGGAAAGGACAGUAUAGCCUUCAUAGAGAGUCUGGUCGUUGGGGAUGUUGCAGCACUAAACGAGAACCAAGGAACACUAUCUCUACUCACUAAUACUAAAGGGGGAAUCAUUGAUGAUCUAAUUGUCUCUAAAACUCACCAAGGAUACAUUUAUGUUGUCUCCAAUGCAGGUUGUUCUGAAAAAGAUUUGGACCAUAUAAGGACAAAUCUUGCUGAAUCUCGGAGAAAAGGCAUGGAUGUUGACAUGGAAGUUAUAGAUAAUGGACUCCUAGCACUUCAAGGUCCUAAAAUGGCCCAAGUGCUUCAAACUGGAAUGAACAUUGACCUUUCAACUCUUCCAUUCAUGACCAACACUCUAACUACAGUGUUUGGUAUACCUGACUGUAGAGUGACACGAUGUGGUUACACAGGAGAGGAUGGGGUGGAGAUAUCUGUGCCUGCAGACAGGGCAGAAGAACUAGCCAAUGCCCUACUGAGCUCUGAGGCAGCAAAAGUACACCUGGCCGGUCUAGGUGCUCGAGACAGUCUUCGUCUGGAGGCAGGACUGUGUCUCUAUGGAAACGAUAUAGAUGAGGAUACCACUCCAGUUGAAGCUACCCUUUUAUGGACUAUUGGUAAGAGACGAAGAGCAGAGGCAAACUUUCCUGGAGCCGACAUCAUCCUACAGCAGAUUAAGGACAAGCCUAAAUCUAAACGUGUUGGUUUCUUGUCGACUGGUCCUCCUGCCCGAGCUGGCACUGUGGUGUAUGACGAGGCUGGAGAUCGCAUCCUUGGUAAACUAACCAGUGGGUGUCCUUCACCUUCCCUCAACAAAAAUGUCUCCAUGGGCUACAUUGAAACACCAUAUGCAAAAAAUGGAACCAAUGUCAAAUUUGAAGUCAGGAAAAAAUUGAUUAAUGCAACAGUUUCAAAAAUGCCAUUUGUUCCUGCAAACUAUUUCACAUGAACAUUUACGGUCCACCUAUCCGUCUUACCUACAUGUAUAUUGAUAAAAUUUACCUCCCAUCACAACCAGUCGUUAAAAAAUAUGUUUUUUAAUAUUUUUGUGACCACAUCUUUUGAACUUACAAACCAAUGAAUGGAUUUCUGUGAAAUUUGUCUUUUUCUGACUUUAAAGAUAAGAACUGAUGGCCAGUAAGUUGUACAACUUCAUCUACUAGGUUUCAGGAGGAUAGCCUACUUAGUGUCAUUCAAUUUAUCAGAAGAAGAGAAACAAGUUCUGGAAGUUCCCAAGCAGAAUAUUCUAGUAUUGCCUACAGCUGGUUGCCAGUGUGUUUAUAUGUGGCUUGGGAACUUGGAUUCAGGAGCAGCUUCUGAAAUGAUUCUUCCUACAUUAUCAACUCUUUGUAAACCACUAUGGAAUUCAUCUUCCGAUUUCUUUUGACUAGAACCCUUGAUCAAGAAAUUAUCAUGGCUUCUUUCAAAUUUCAUGCCAUUAUUGUCUUUAAAACCUUUUCGAACAUAUUUUGGUAAAUACUCUUGUCAUUGUGUUUAAAUGAGGCACUUGCUAUUCCAAGCUUAAGAAAUGCUUAAAAUUGUGUGUUUACACAUCUGCGUGGCCUUCAUUAUAAAUGUUAGAGCAAUGUUGCUGUUUGA
Pecten maximus is the source of this 1928-nucleotide messenger RNA. Its product is annotated as aminomethyltransferase, mitochondrial-like. Lineage: Eukaryota; Metazoa; Mollusca; Bivalvia; Pectinida; Pectinidae. The record is from RefSeq and is a predicted model, not a curated record. The transcript is spliced from 7 exons. Gene Ontology annotation, biological process: glycine catabolic process. Gene Ontology annotation, cellular component: mitochondrion. Gene Ontology annotation, molecular function: protein binding; aminomethyltransferase activity. The coding region runs from base 46 to 1278 and encodes 410 amino acids.